AUGACUGAGACUGAAACAAAAAAUAACGACGUCGAACAAGACGCGGCAACGGAAAAUGCUCCCGAUAUUGUCGCAAAUAACGAAAAAAAGCCAGAAAUCCCGAAAUACCAAUGUGGAUGGUUCAGUUUUCGCCCAAAAUGGCUGCAACGCUUCAUGAAUCCCAAAUGGGCGCUUUUCUGGUUAUGCUGGGCUGGAGCAGUACAAGGUCUCGUCAUCAACGGCUUCAUUAACGUCGUCAUCACGACAAUUGAGCGUCGUUUUGGACUCCGUUCAACAGCUACGGGCCUCGUGGCAAGUGGAUAUGACAUCGCUUCCUUCAUCUGUUUAGUUCCUGUGACGUAUUUCGGGGGGCGUUUGGGUGCCUCGAAGCCCAAAUGGCUCGGAAUUGGUGUCAUUGUGAUGGGAAUUGGCUCAGCGGUGUUCGCUCUUCCUCAUUUUCUGGUCGGACAAUAUCGUGCUACGAGUGCCGAAAGCAAUGUUUGCGUCGCUGGCGUCGGAAAUGGAACAGAUACGUGUGGAUCGGCAGCUAAUGGAGGCAGUGAGAACCUUUCGUGGAACGUUUGGUUCUUUUUUGUCGCGCAAUUGUUGCAUGGCGCAGGAGCUUCGCCACUUUAUACACUCGGAGUCACGUAUAUCGACGAAAAUGUGUCGAAAAAAAUGUCGUCUGUGUACUUAGGAAUUUAUUACACAAUGGCGGUCAUUGGACCAGCUGUUGGCUACGUGCUCGGUGGGCAAUUGCUGCUUUUCUACACGGACAUGUUUUCAGUUGAUGCCACAGAGCUCGGAUUGACUCCCUACAGCAAAGUAUGGGUUGGCGCUUGGUGGUGCGGAUUCGUAAUAAUGGCUCUCUUCUGCUUCUUGCUUGCCAUCCCAAUUCUUGGAUUCCCUCCUGCCUUGCCAGACUACGAAAAAAUUCAAAAGGAACGUGUCUCAGAAGCGCACAACUUGAAAAAAGACGAAAAGAAACAAUUUACCAAACUCCGAGAAAUCCCAAAGGCCCUUUUAGCACUCUUGAAGAACCCAGCGUUCUUCUUUUUGAACCUCGCAGGCGCUUCUGAGGGUCUUGUCAUCUCCGGUUUUGCCGUAUUUCUGCCGAAACUCAUCGAAAAUCAGUUUAGCGCGACUGCUGUUUGGUCUGCUUUGCUCAUGGGAUUGAUCACGGUGCCCGCAGGAGGUGGCGGAACGUUCCUCGGCGGUUACUUGGUGAAGAAAUUGAAUUUGUCCUGCGCGGGAAUCAUCAAAUUUUGUUUAAUUGCGACAAUAUUUGCUGCUGCGUUCACCGUUUGCUUCUUCCUGUCAUGCCCGAAUUUGACAUUUGCUGGCGUAACGUCGUCUUAUUUCCCGUUUUCGCAAGGUUUGGCGUCGAAUGAGGAAGCAAUCUUGACGCAUGAGAAAUUUUUGGAAAAUGUUCAGAAUGCCCGGCUCGAAAAUCAGUGUAAUCACGGUUGUGGGUGCAGCAAAGAGAAGUACGAGCCAAUUUGCGGGGCGGAUGGUGUCAUGUACUACUCACCAUGUCACGCGGGAUGUUCAAAAGAGAUAAAUUUGGAAACACUGAAAGUCUAUCAAGAUUGCUCUUGCAUCCAAAAACACAACGGCUCAAAUGCGAAUGCCAUGUUCAAUGACAAAGCAGCCGGUUACGAUGCCAUCAACACGAGUUGCGAGUCAAAAUGUCCCCAUUUGUGGCUUUUUUCGGUCAUGUGUUUCUGCGUGAUGUUUUUCACGUUCCUGGCAACGAUGCCCGCCCUUUCGGCAACUUUGAGAUGCGUUCACGACGACCAACGAUCAUUUGCGUUGGGAAUUCAGUGGAUUAAGGUACGCUUGUUGGGAACUAUUCCAGCGCCGAUGGUGUUUGGACGAAUGAUUGACGAGUCGUGCAUUUUGUGGCAAAGUUCUUGCGACACGGGACACGGAGCUUGUUUGGUGUAUGACAACCACAUGAUGAGCAAGUACAUGUUGGGACUCGGAUUAGCGGGAAAAAUUUGUUCAAUCGUGUUCUUCAUGGCAGCAGCUUAUUUCUAUAUUCCGCCGAAAAAUGACGAAGACACGAACGGAGACGUGAAGGAAGUGGCGCAAGUCAAAAUGAAUGGACAUUCCAACAACACGGAGAAGGAACGGUUUUAA
Messenger RNA from Culicoides brevitarsis, 2121 nucleotides. It is a transcript of the gene Oatp26F, whose product is annotated as solute carrier organic anion transporter family member 4A1. The transcript has 4 exons. The coding region runs from base 1 to 2121 and encodes 706 amino acids. The record is from RefSeq and is a predicted model, not a curated record. Gene Ontology annotation, molecular function: protein binding. Gene Ontology annotation, cellular component: plasma membrane. Gene Ontology annotation, biological process: transmembrane transport; sodium-independent organic anion transport. NCBI's taxonomy places the organism in Eukaryota, Metazoa, Arthropoda, Insecta, Diptera, Ceratopogonidae.